CGAGAACCGGAGUCGGAACCGUUACGGGCGGGGGGCGCUGUGUGGUAACCGGAGCGGGAGGAGCAGUUUAAUCGCUUCAAAAUGGCAAGUCAAAAAUUUGACAAUGGAUCCGCUGUCAUGGGCAGAUGGCCAGGAAGCAGCCUUUACUAUGAAGUACUGAUUGUGGUAUUUGAUCCUGUAACGCAACUUUAUACUGUGCGGUAUAAAGAUGGAACGGAGCUUGAUAUUAAAGAAAAUGAUAUUAGAACCCUGGGUGCUUUCCGAACAAAGAAGAGAAGCUCAGCCUCUCCCUCAAGGCGGAGAAGCCGAUCUAGAUCACGUUCACCUGCCCGCACAAAGUCACCAGGCCGAACACCAAAGAAAAAUCAGCAGUCAUCUCCUGUUCCUGUCGACAGAGACAGUCGGAAGGGGGGCUUUUUAAAGGUCCAUCUAACACCACUGAGACUGGAAGACUAUAGCAUUGAAAAGAGCAAUGGUGAAGCAGAGGUUAUUGGAGAAACGGAUCUUCUCGGAGAGUAUUUGCGUACUAAUGUGGAGAAAGAUUACCUUAGGGAACCUUUGCGUAGUAACGUGAAGAGAGAGGAUUACUUCAGGGAGUCUCUGCAUAGUAACGUGGAGAGAGAGGAUUACGUUGAGUCUUUGCAUAGUAACGUGGAGAGACAGGAGAAAGUGGUGGAAGAGCUUGUGAGAAGUGAGAGAGUCUUGCGGUAUAAGCGUAAAAAAGAUGAUUACAUAGAAAAAGAAUCAAACAAUAUAGAAGUUGUUAAAGCAAAGCCAGUUGAAGAGCCUCGAUUGGAGUUUGGAGGUGCAAUAGGAACCUUUCUUAUGACGCUGUCUUUGCUUCCAUUGUUGUCCUAUUUGCUGUACCAUUGUACUCAGAGGAAUGUGUCACUCCUAAGUUUCUACCCUCAAUGGUCACUGGCUGAAUUGUGGAAUCCUACAGUUCUAGGAUAUUUUACUUUGUGGGUGCUUCUUAAUGUAGUAUUCUACCUGAUCCCCAUUGGCAAGAUUGCAUAUGGUGUGCCCCUUCCAAACGGGAAAAGGCUGAAAUACAGACUACAUGGACUCCAUUGUUUGCUCCUGGUUUCUGUGGUGGUAGCAGCGCUUUUGUAUUAUCAGAUCGAUCUGAUUUACAUAUACGAACACCUCCAUCAGUUUGCAGCUGCAGCUACUUUAUUCUCUGUCGUCGUAAGUGUAUAUGCAUUUGCACGUUCAUAUAGAGUCCCAAAAGAAGAUCUUUCCGAGGCUGGGAAAUAUGGCAAUUUCCUCUAUGGUUUUUUCAUGGGCCGAGAACUUAACCCUUGCAUCAGGAACUUUGACUUGAAGUAUUUUACCGCCAUUCAGCCUACAUUUAUUGGUUGGGCUUUGCUCAACUUUAUAAUGCUUUUAGCUGAAAUGAAUGUCCAGAAGCUCGACAAGCCUUCCAUAUCUAUGAUCCUGGUAAACGUCUUUCAGCUGUUGUAUGUCCUUCAUGCUCUUUGGAAUCAGGAGGGGAUCCUAACUUCUUUGGAUAUUGCCUACGAUGGUUUUGGCUUUAUGUUGGCAUUUGGAGGCUUUGUAUGGGUUCCGUUCACAUACUCCCUGCAGGCAUUGUAUCUGGUCAACCAUCAUGUGGAUGUUUGCUAUUCAACUGUGGCAGCCAUUACUGCUUUGAACAUUCUCGGAUACUUUCUUUUUCGACGUGCAAACAACCAGAAGUUUGCCUUCAGGCAAAAUCCAGAUGACCCUAAGCUUUCACAUCUGAAAACAAUCCCAACUUCAGCUGGCAGUAAGCUGAUUGUGUCUGGGCUUUGGGGAUGGGUCCGACACCCAAACUACUUGGGUGAUAUCAUAAUGGCCUGGGCCUGGUGUUUGCCUUGUGGUUUCACCAGCGUUUUGCCAUACUUCUAUGGAUUCUUCCUUACCGCCCUUCUCAUCCACCGAGUGAUCAGAGUGGAACAGCAAUGUAAAAUAAAAUACGGCCCUGACUGGCAGAAGUAUUGUCAGCACGUCCCAUAUCGCCUAGUCCCUUACAUUUACUAGCAGAGCAACUAUUGAUUUCACAACUGUUACCAUCUUUGGAUUUUACUCCGAUUUGGUGACAAGUGAAAUCUGGUUGGCCAUGCAGGCUAUUGUAAAUGUUUGAUAUUUUGUAUAUAAUGUUUUAAAGUUAUUUUUAUGUAUGCUAUAGCAGUACAGAGGGUUUUACAUUUCCCACUGACCAAGGAAAGCUAUUUUCUACUGUAAAUGUAUUUCCCAUGCUUUGCAUUUUCCGUUAGAUUGGCUUGGGUGCACAUUAAGGAUACCUACAAGGUAAUGUGCUUGUUUUUGGAGACAUGACCUGGGAUGGGCGUUAUGUAAACUCUUUAGAGAUUCACCCUCGUUAUUGUCCUGUGACCAGUGAAACAAGGACUGAAAAAGAAAACUACAAAUUAGAGUUUGCACCAGAAUAGGAAUAAGGGGGAAAUCUAUCAAUGGGCAGCAUACUGAUCUAAGAUGGACUCGCCAUUACAUUGGAAAGAGAUCCUCUCCCUUCCUGGUUUGUUUACAAGACUGGAAAUCAUGAGAUCCCUCUAAUGGGGCACAAAUGCAAUAAAAAAAAGGGGCGUUAUCCUUCCCUAUUCUAAAAAAAAAAAUUGAAAAAAAUAAAUGGCUUUUAGAUGUACUCCAGCCCCCAUCCCAACUAUAUGUUGGUCCUCGGCACAUUUAAGAAGUAAUAUCUAAAAAGUUUUAUUACAACUUUGCAAGGAUUAUGUAUGGAUGAACAUAAAUUUUAUAGAUGUGAAUAUGUAUAUAUGCUCUCUCCUUGGAUGCCAAGUACUUGUGUUUUGGGAAAAUGACACACAUGGGCUUCUCUUUAAAUGAAGUAAUAUAUUAAUCUAUGGGAGAAAAUCACUAUUCUCUACUACUAAGCCCUGAGAUGUGUUCAGUACAUUUGCUGGUAUUUUAAGCUGCGUUUGCAGCACCAAGAUGCCAUGCAAGUCUUCUAAACAUCUCAUUUACUACACUGCAGAUGUCUGUAAUGUGAAUAAAUGCUAUCCAUUCCCUUCAACGCUGCACUCAGCACAGACCUCUUAGCUACCGACUACCGUAAAUAUAGAAAAA
Rana temporaria (common frog) is the source of this 3084-nucleotide messenger RNA. RefSeq names its product lamin B receptor (gene LBR). The coding region runs from base 82 to 2022 and encodes 646 amino acids. Lineage: Eukaryota; Metazoa; Chordata; Amphibia; Anura; Ranidae. The transcript is spliced from 14 exons. Gene Ontology annotation, cellular component: nuclear inner membrane. The record is from RefSeq and is a predicted model, not a curated record. Gene Ontology annotation, biological process: sterol biosynthetic process. Gene Ontology annotation, molecular function: oxidoreductase activity, acting on the CH-CH group of donors, NAD or NADP as acceptor.